Molecule: messenger RNA, 1171 nt
Organism: Lolium rigidum
Lineage: Eukaryota; Viridiplantae; Streptophyta; Magnoliopsida; Poales; Poaceae
Product: glucan endo-1,3-beta-glucosidase, acidic isoform-like
Exons: 3
Coding region: 34-1056 (340 amino acids)
Biological process (GO): carbohydrate metabolic process
Cellular component (GO): plasma membrane
Molecular function (GO): hydrolase activity, hydrolyzing O-glycosyl compounds
Source: RefSeq, a predicted model, not a curated record
CGUAGCUCUUGUUUUAGCCUAGCCACUCUUGCGAUGGCAGAGCAUCGUGCUUCUGCCUACAUGUUUGCAGUGGCGAUGGUCCUUGGCGUGCUCGCAGCCAUUCCGGCAGCGGUUCAGUCCAUCGGCGUGUGCUACGGCGUGAACGGCGACGGGCUGCCCUCGGCGAGCGACGUUGUGGAGCUCUACAAGUCCAACGGCAUCGCCGGCAUGCGCGUCUACACCGUCAACGACGACACCCUGCAGGCACUAAGCGGCAGCAACCUCGGCCUCAUCCUCGACACCGGCAACACGCAGCUCAAUGCCCUCGCUUCUAGCGCCUCCAACGCGGACUCCUGGGUCAAGGCCAACGUGCAGUCCCACCAGGGCCUGACCAUCAAAUACAUCGCCGUCGGUAACGAGGUUCCCGGUCAAGGCGGCAACCCGCGGGACAUCCUCCCUGCCAUGAAGAACAUCCGCAACGCGCUGGUCAGGGCCGGACUCGGCGGCAUCAAGGUGUCCACGGCCGUGAAUUCGGACACCGUCACCCAAGGGUUCCCUCCCUCCAAGGGCAUCUUCAAUGCCUCCGCCUCCCACAUGCCGCCCAUCGCGCAGUACCUCGCCAGCACAGGCGCGCCGCUGCUGGCCAACAUAUACCCCUACUUCUCUUACAAGGGCGACACCAGCCACAUCACCCUCGACUACGCCCUCUUCAGCUCAACGACCACGGUGGUGACGGACGACAACGGCAACCAGUACCAGAACCUGUUCGAUGCGCUCGUGGACACCAUGUACUCCGCGCUCGAGAGCGCCAGGGCCGGGACCGUCCCCAUCGUGGUGUCGGAGAGCGGGUGGCCGUCGGCCGGAGACGGCACGGUGGCCACCAUGGACAACGCGCAGAUGUACAACCAGAACCUCAUCAACCAUGUCGAGAAGGGGACUCCUAAGAGGCCUGGGAACAUCGAGACGUACAUAUUUGCUAUGUUCAACGAGAACAAUAAGAAAGGGGAAGAGACGGAGAAGCACUUUGGGCUGUUCAACCCGGACCAAUCGCCGGCGUACCCCAUCAUCUUCGCGUAAGUUUUGGGUAGUGGUAAGGAAAAGAUCUCGGAGGGGGCCAGGGUUCUGAAACAAAAUUUCAAUUUCGAUCUUGAAAGCGUCUAAACAUUUUGAAUAUAUAUAAUAUAUGGAGUAA